This is a messenger RNA of Acanthoscelides obtectus, 320 nucleotides long. NCBI's taxonomy places the organism in Eukaryota, Metazoa, Arthropoda, Insecta, Coleoptera, Chrysomelidae. The record is from the annotation of a GenBank genome assembly.
AUGUAUUAUCGGGAAGUAUCAACAAUCCCUUCUAAAGUUGAAAUAGCGUGCUACCUGAAGGCCAUCGAAACGCGGCCUGACUUCGCCGUGGCCUGGAGCAACCUAGGUUGCGUGUUCAACGCCCAAGGCGAGAUAUGGCUGGCCAUACACCACUUCGAGAAAGCCGUGGGGCUGGAUCCGAAUUUCCUGGAUGCGUACAUCAAUCUGGGGAACGUGCUGAAGGAGGCGAGGAUUUUUGAUCGGUGAGUGGAGUGUGAUUUAGAUGGGGUGGUAUAGGCGUCAACACAGCUAUGGUUUUUUAAAUUGUUGUUUAGUGGUGC